CCGAGUUGGACACUUUGGCCUCGUUGCUCCCGUUCGAGCAAAAUAUCCUCAGCAAGCUGGACAGACUCAGCAUCCUCAGACUCAGCGUCAGCUACCUUCGGACGAAGAGCUAUUUUCAAGGCGCUGAACGGGUUCCUGCUCAUACUCACCUGCGACGGGGAAGUGUUCUUCGCCACCCACAGCAUAGAAAGUUACCUUGGUUUCCAUCAGUCCGACAUCGUCCAUCAAAGCGUAUACGAGCUGGUGCACAGCGAGGAUCGAGAGGAGUUGCAAAGGCAGCUUAUGUGGAACUCGUUUCUUCCCAGUGAAAGUGCAAGUCUCCCUUUGCACGACGCCCUUUCACCCCAACACAGUCAUCUCUUGGAGCGAAGCUUCACUGUCCGCUUCCGGUGUCUUCUGGACAACACGUCCGGUUUUUUGCGUUUGGACAUCAGGGGACGGGUGAAGAUACUCCAUGGUCAAAACAGGAAAACGGAAGAGCCACCGUUGGCUCUGUUCGCCCUGUGCACACCGUUCGGCCCGCCCUCGUUGCUCGAAGUCCCGCAGAAGGACGUGAUGUUCAAGAGCAAGCACAAACUGGAUCUCGCGCUCGUGUCCAUGGAUCAACGGGGGAAAAUGUUGUUGGGCUAUUCGGACGCGGAACUCGCAAACCUUGGCGGCUACGAUCUAGUCCAUUACGACGAUUUGGCAUACGUGGCGAGUGCCCACCAAGAACUGUUAAAGACGGGGGCCUCGGGGAUGAUAGCGUACAGAUUCCAAAAGAAAGAUGGCGGAUGGCAGUGGCUGCAGACCAGCUCGAGGCUAGUCUACAAGAACUCUAAACCGGACUUCGUGAUCAGCACGCAUCGACCCCUCAUGGAGGAAGAGGGCAGAGAUCUCCUCGGCAAACGGACGAUGGACUUCAAAGUCAGCUAUCUGGACGCCGGCCUCACCAACAGUUACUUUUCGGACAGCGACAGCCUCACCGGCUCGGUGAUGACUCCGACCCUUCCCAGCCAGCCCACGUCCCAGAGGGUGAACAGGCGGUACAAAACCCAACUGAGAGACUUCCUGUCCACCUGUCGGAACAAACGUACCAAACUGUCCGCUCAAUCGUCCGUCUCCCCGCCCGCCACACCCACCGUCGCAUCCGUGGACUACCUCGCGGCCGACACCAGCGCCGCCGCCGCGGUCGCGGCGGCAUACAGCAACCUGAACACCAUGUAUCCGACCGCUUACGCGCCCACGGCAGUAGCUGCAACCACGGAUCCCUCCCUGACCACGUACAUCGGCCACACGGGCAACUAUCAUCAGACUUUGUACCCGGCAACCGCGUUGGACAACAGAUACCUGACCGCAGCCACGGAGAACCUGUUCCAAUACAGGCCCCUGGGCACCUACUACCCGGAGUACCACACGAGCACCGCGUACAACGGUUUCAUCGACGUGCCCCUGCCGACCUACGAGACCCACCAGCUGGCCAGCAAAGCCGAGGAGAAGCUGUACUGCCAGCAACUGGGCGAGUCGCCCAAGUACAGCUACGUGGAGGCUAGCAGACAUCCGAGCAGCGUGAGCGGCUCCCCGUACGCGUCGAGUCCCGUCGCUGCGACCGCCUCGACCAUGCAACAACAGCAACAACAACAACAACAACAACAACAACACACCGACAUGAGCAUCGUUCGAGCGGGCAGCAGACACUCCCUCGAGGGUGGGGCAGGCUCGUCGAGCAACUCGGCCGGAAGCUCGCCCGUGACCGGGGCGACGAACGGCGUGCUCACGCCGAAAAUCGAGGACGUGAAGCCGGAAGUGUACGGGGGCGAGGCGCCCCGGCAGACGGUGCUGAUGUGGGGGGCGCCACCGGCCCGCACGCCGCCCAGGAACAACGGCAGCUACAGCCCACCCACGCCUCACUCCACUCACUCGUCCACUCACUCGACCACGGGGGGGGAUCCCCUCAAGUCGUUGGCGGAAAUGAACUCGAUGAACGGGGAGUGCAAAUGGCGGCAGACGUCGCCCGGCGAGCAGCAGGCCCCGAGCUCGCCGAGGGCGGCCAAGCCCUCACUGCACUUACAACACGCCCCCGUCAGCUGUGGGAACAACGGGGACAGGAGUCGGCAUGGGCAUCGGGCAGGACAGCAGCACCAGCAACAGCAACGUCUUGUACCACCCUCCGCACCACCACCCUCAGCACCAACACGCGGUGGGAUCAUCAGCGGCGGGAAUGGGCCCAACUGUCCCUCAGAUUCCAAACCGGACACCGGGAGUCCUUUGCUGUCCAUCUCUGAGGUGACUAACACCCUGCUCAACCAAUAGCCUCCUCGUCACCUCGGCAUCGCUCCGUUUCAGUGAUCAAGGUAGUAUCUCUCAGGAGAUGGUUUCACCGAGGCGGAUCACAAAACGCGUCACUGUACCAUACAGAUAAUACCGGUGAAAAGAGCGUUUCCCCGCGACACACUCUUACACAGUUUCGUGUCGAUUCAUUCAUCCGUUAUCGUUAAGUUCUCACCUGGAGGAUCUCUGCCCAGGUCGAGUCGUCGUCGUCGUCGGGAAGAAUUUCGAGUCGAUCCCUUUCGCUUCGUCGAUCGCGAAAUCGCGUGAAAGGCGAUGAUUGUACAUUCGAAACCGGUGGAGAUCGGUGGAGGAUCGGUUUUACGUGGCGAGUGAUGGAGAAUACGAUCGAUAGAAAAUUUCUGCGAGCCGAACGUAUCGUGUUGUGUAAUUUGAAAAAAGGAUACGUUUGCAACGUUUGUAUCGUAUCGAUAUCGGUCCGGGUUCGGAUAGAUACGACGGAGGAGCGUGGCUAGAGAUCGUUUCCUCGAUCAUCUUUAAACGUGACUUGCUGCUGUUUCUCGUUGUCGUUUAAUUAUUAUCAGCGCACGGGCAAAAAUGUUGUCUCUCCCCUCCACGCCAUCACAGUGAAAAAUUUUCUCAGAGAUAUUGCAUUUUGAAUUGUUCCUUGAAUUGAUUCGAGUGAACGCGAUAGCCACGCUUCUUUUCUUACCUCCCUCGUAGGAGAAUCGAUCUCGUCGAGGAGCACAAAAAUAUUUGAGAAUCCGCCUCGAUCGAGUUGUGUAAAAAAGAAAAAAAAAAAAAGAAAAAAAGGAGAAACGCAACACACGCGGAAUUUAGUUAUUUUUUUAAUUAGGCCGUACAAUACAACAACGUGUGACCGUUGUGCCGUUUACCGUCGCUUCGUUUCGUUUCCUUGUUUCGAUCCUUCGUUCGCGAUGCUGCGAGCGCUCGUCACAGUGAGAUAUAUAAAAAAAAUAGGGAGGACUCGCGAGGGGGGAUUGAUUGUGAUCAUUUUUUUUUUUUUUUUUUAAUGGAGUACACACGAUUCUGUGAUAUGUGUUUAGGUAUUUACGUAUUUAAAAAGUGCGGUGAUUUCUGAAAGGAAAAAAAAAAAAAGAUAUUUUAAGAUUUAUGUAUAAAAAAGAAAAAAAAUCGACGGGGAGCGGGGCGUCCACGUUUUGCCGCACGUUCUGUACUUGUCGAGGAAUCGAAUCACAACCUUCGCGGUGUGUAACAUUCACAAUUCGUUCAAUUUUCCGAAUUCUGACCAUGGAUGGAUCAAAGUGAAAACUGUGAAAUUAUUGUCUAUUGUCUAUGUUGUUGAACCUAUGAAACCUUUUACUUCUUAUUUGCAAAAUAUUCGAAUAAUCGCGAUUAAUUGUGCGAUUCGAUUCCCUCUUCCUGUACGUCGCAUCGUUUGCGUUUUCCUUUGCCCGAAAAAAACAAAAGAAAGACAGGUUGCGUAUUCCGUUAAACGAAAAGAAAAGAGAAAACGAAAGAGGAGGAAGAAAGAAUGGUGGAAGGGAACUUUUGAUCCGGCCGAGCCUCGAGUCUUGCCAAUGUUCUUUUGUUAAAUAAGUUUGUAAUUUUUUGUACUUAAUUAAUUAAUUUAUAUACGGCUAUUUAUGUAUUUACACGCGCGAUUUGUAUAUCGACGAGGGUCUAGCGAAGCUAGGCCGAGCCUUCCAUAAUUUUAGACGCGUUAUUCUUAUUUCGCGAACGUAAUAAACGUCCGUGCUCGGGAAACUGGGAAGACUGCGCGAACGAAGGGGAAUGGGGGUGAGAAGGGGAGGAAGGGUAACGGAACGCCCUCGUGGCGUCGUCUCGAAUCUGUCCGCUUCGAAGAGAUAGGGAAAAAGAAUGGAAAUGGAAGGAAAGGAAGAACGAAAACAGAAAAGGAAAAAAGAGAAAAAGGAAAGAAAGGAAAAUCGUGAUUUUAUUUCGCGCAUACAUAUCAGAACGAAAGAGGGAGAAGAAGGAGGAUGGCCUUCUCUUCCUAUCCUCUUUCGCAAUUUUGAUUUAUAUAUAUAUACAUACACACGCGCAUACACACACACACACACACACACACAAAGAGAUAUAUAUGUAUACAUAAAAGAUUAUAUGUAUAUUGUAUUAUUUUGCAGGUUAGGAACGUUUCAACACUUUAAACGUUUAUCGAUUUCUACGGCGAGAAAAAAAAAUCUCCUCUCUUUUUUUCCUUCCGAUCCCACGCAUCCUUUUUCCAACCUUUCGAAUUACGAUUAUUCUGUAACUCUUCUACCUACUUCGUGUCGUUGUAGUAGUUGUGUAUACAAUAAUACGAAUGAAUAUUUUGCUAUCGAUUCUUUGUAAAACCAUCCAGUCCGUUGAUCGGCUUUUUUUGCGACACAGGACGAAUUUGCUCGAGCGCUCGUUACCGACCCGUUCGAUGAUUGUACAAUUAUUUCCGAGGCGAGUUUCUCGCGAACGAAUCGAAGAAAAAGGAAAGCAUCGACAAUAAGAGUGGGAUCGUUACUUAGAUACGUGUCAAUUUUUCAACUUUCCCUUGUUGCGAUCCUUUGAGAGAAAAAAUCGUAAAUACCGUCGAGGAUGAGAAACGAGGAAGAAACGCGUCGGUAACGAGUCUCCACGAGGUAUCCACACUGUAAAUUCACAUCUUCGACCGUUAACAGCUUGAAACUACGUUUCUUUGCAAUAUCGUAUGAAGAUCUGCUAUAUCGAAUAAGUACUUGAGUCUAGUCCAUAUAUAAAGCGAAUUAACGAUACGUCUCUACUUAUAUGCCUAGGUUGUAAUAAUAUUCUCACGACGCAACCCUUGCCGACAAUCUUUGCUUGGUAAACGAAUUACCUCUCCACUGUUGUACACAUGUAUCUAUACAUCGAACCCGCGUUAACAAUCCUAAACAAUCGUUCGUCGAUCCUCAAAUCGAGAUCAAACGUUUUCACACCUUUUGCGUCUAUCUUUAUCCGAAUCUAUCUAUCGAUAAUGCGUCUUGUCGAUUCUUCCGCGAAACUUGUUCAUCAUACUUGUGUAUCUUCAUUUUGUGUAGAAGUAUUCGAUCAGAAAUUUUGUCUUCUUGAUAUUUCGUUACAAAAAAAAAAAGAAAAAAAAAACAAAAACAAAAUCGAUUAAAAUUUAUACGAUUCGAGGAUCGACGCCUGGCCCCUUCUUAUUUGGAUAGAGUAGUGAGAAUAUUCUGACAAUUUAAGCGCACAUGUAUAUUUACUGUAUAUUUAAAGUAAGAUAUCUUCUAACAAGCAUAGAUAAGAUUUAGUCUAUAUAUAUAAUAUAAUAUAUAUAUAGACGAUUCUCCCCCGUAGUUAUCCACAUAGAUCAAAAUACGUACCUUAUUUUAUAGCGACCGGUAUCUGCAGACAACAUGCAAUUCAAUCGUCGUUCUAUCGAGUUUAAUCAUACAAAAUGGAAAUUUUUAUCGUUCCCUUAUUAUUAUACUUCAGAUCGAAUGCGAAUGAACGUUCGAUCGCGAUCAAAUAAGUUAUCACCUGUGUGCCUGUUUCGAUCGAGAGGACUAUCACAGACCAGUAUGAGACCAAUAUUUGUUGAUUUCUUACGAUGUAAUAAGGAAAAAAGGAAGAAAAAAAAAAAAAAAAAUUAACAGAAAAUACUAUAGCACAUAUCGAGAAGAGAAUUAAAAUAAAUAAAUAAAUAAAUAUAUAUAUAUAUUUAAAAUAAAUAUCAAUUCGAUCCUCUUUUUUCGAAAAUUUCGAAAUGAGAUAAAGAAGAAGAUAAAAAUUAUAGAGUUAAAAGAAAUAUCGUUACAUAUCAACUUUUUAAGAUUUAAAAUUUGCUCAACGAAAGAGGCAAAAUUUACACUUUGCAGAUAUCUCGUUACUUGUAAAUUUAACUCGAUUUAACCCUUAAAUUAUCAAUUUAAAAAGAAAAGAGAAUAAAAAAAAAAUAAAAUAAAAUA
This is a messenger RNA of Apis florea (little honeybee), 6185 nucleotides long. It is a transcript of the gene ss, whose product is annotated as aryl hydrocarbon receptor spineless. Lineage: Eukaryota; Metazoa; Arthropoda; Insecta; Hymenoptera; Apidae. Gene Ontology annotation, cellular component: nucleus; aryl hydrocarbon receptor complex. Gene Ontology annotation, biological process: regulation of transcription by RNA polymerase II; response to xenobiotic stimulus; xenobiotic metabolic process. Gene Ontology annotation, molecular function: transcription cis-regulatory region binding; nuclear receptor activity; protein dimerization activity. The record is from RefSeq and is a predicted model, not a curated record.